AUGUGCGUCUAUCGUUCAUUUCAUAUAACAACAACGCGCAAGCAAACUUCUCUUCAGAACUUUUCAUCAAAAAUGACAGAUAAUACCGCCGCUCCAGUUUCAACAACUCAAAAUGUUGCCAAUGCAAGUGCAUCACCAAAAAAGGCAGCAAAGAAACCAGCCAAAGCCAAAACAGCACAAGGUUCAGCACAUCCAAAAUAUUCUGAUAUGAUCAAAGCAGCAUUAAAAGCUUUGAAUGAUCGUAGUGGAAGUUCACGAGCUGCAAUUCUCAAAUUUGUCUUGGCCAACUAUCAACUCGAUCCCAGCUCAGCCAACCAACAUCUUAAAUUAGCUCUUAAAAAUGGUGUCAAAUCUAAAUCUUUCAAACAAACCAAAGGAAAUGGUGCAAGUGGUUCAUUCAAAUUAGCAACAAACACUGAUGCUAAACCAGCCAAAAAGAAAUCACCAAAACCAAAGAAAGCUGCUGGUUCAACAACCGCUACAUCUGGCACAAAGAAACGUGCUCGUUCGAAAUCAGCUGGAACAAAACCAGCCAAAAAGGUCGCAACUGCUGCAAACAAUUCAGCUGCUGCACCCGCAGCAACUGGCGCUGUCCCAGCUGCUGCUAAACCAAAGAAAGCCAAAGCAACUAAACCACGAUCAAGCUCGAAACCAAAAGCUGCAGGCGCAACAAAGAAACCAAAACAAGUUAAAGCUAAAAAAGAAGGUGCAGCCAAACCAGCCGGAGCAAAGAAAACUGCAACAAAAAAAGCCGCAAAACCCAAAGUUAAAAAAGCAACUACACCAAAGAAACCCAAAGCAGCCGGAACAAAGAAACCAGCUGUUAAAAAAGCUGCCAAACCCAAGGCCGCGAAAAAAGCCGCUUCACCCAAAAAAGCAGCCAAAUGA
Adineta ricciae is the source of this 888-nucleotide messenger RNA. The record is from the annotation of a GenBank genome assembly. Lineage: Eukaryota; Metazoa; Rotifera; Eurotatoria; Adinetida; Adinetidae.